AUGAGUCGCGCUACACCAUGGACGGUGAGCCAGCUUCCGGGUGAACCGCAUGCUACGUCACGUUCGUUUCAGAUCGAGGCAGGGUACCUACCUGCACGUCCGCCUGUCGCGCCGAAUCAGCGACCGAAAGAUGAGGCGCACUUGUACUUUAUGCUGCACCGCGCCAUGUAUACGCCACGUCGGCGCAAGUUGAUUGUGUGGCUGAAUGGUGGACCAGGAUGCUCAAGCUUUGACGGCGCGUUCCUGGAGGUGGGUGCGUUGCGUGUCAAGCCCUCCGAUGCGCUCGUCGAGGCUCAGGCGGGGCAGGCGUGGAACGAAUACGCAGAUGUCUUGUAUGUGGACCAGCCCGUAGGCACGGGCUUUUCGUACGUGGAAAAUGCGGCGUAUGCCGAGACGUUGGACCAGGUGGCAGAGGAAUUUGUGUUCUUCCUUCGUGGGUUUGCACAAGCCUAUCCAGAAUACACGCAGGGCGUGGAUGUGUACUUGGCAGGCGAGAGCUAUGCGGGGCAGUACAUUCCGUACAUGGCCGAUGCGAUGCUGCGGGCGUCGAAUUUGUCGCUGCAUUUGGAGGGCAUUGCGAUCGGCAACGGCUUCAUCGAUCCUGCGUCGCAGUAUGGCACCGAAGUCGAUACGUUGCUGCAAGCAGGCGUGUGGAAGAAGAAUGGGCCAGAACAUGAGCACAUCAAGCCGAUCCUGCGUGCGUGCCAGGACGCCCUGCAGAAGGACAGUGUCCCGCGCGCUGAAUACCCCGUGUGUGAUGGCAUCGUCGGCGACAUUAUCAAGUCGAGUGUUCGAACCAGCUUGAAUGGCGUGAGCCGAUGCAUGAACAUGUACGAUAUGCGGCUCACCGAUACGUCGCCCGCCUGCGGCAUGAAUUGGCCGGCGGAGCUGACGGAUUUGUACACGUUCCUUCGGAAGAAGGACGUACGCAGCGCACUGCACAUUGAUGCGAACCACAAGCCGGAGGCAUGGGUCGAAUGCAAUGCACAAGUCGGCGAUGUGAUUCAUGCGCAUGCGGCGAAUAGCAAUGCAAGCGUCACUUUGUUGCCGAGCCUCCUGAAUCGCGGUGUGCCUGUGCUUCUCUUUGCAGGCGAUCAAGACUUGAUCUGCCCGGCGUUGGGACAGCAGCGCUUGGUCGAGCGUUUGCACUGGCUUGGCAGCGAUGGCCCUGGGGAUGCGAAGCCCGAAGUAUGGUCCAUCAACCAGCAGCCUGUCGGUACGUGGCUGCAUGCCCGCAACCUGACGCUGGCAACGCUGACCAAUGCGUCGCAUAUGGCGGCAUACGAUGCGCCGUACGCGGCGCACGACAUGAUGCUGCGGUUCAUGGAUGUGCAAGUGGACUGGGUCGACGGGGCGCAAGUCCACAUGGAAUCGAAGAUUGGCUCGACGUCGCGUAUUCUCGUAGCCGAGAAUAGCACCGCAACCACGUCUACGCCCAGCCCAUUGAAGUCGACAUCGACACCUUUGCCGACGACGCGGCCAGGGUCGUCGUCGUCCCUGCCACAAGUGGAUACAUCGGAUUGGUCCGGCGAUUUGUUUGUGGUGGUCGUUUUGGCCUUGGCCGUAUGGCUGUGUUUCUAUGUACGUCGACGAGCCCGUCGGCCAGCAGGUGCGCAGUACCAUGCCAUUGGCGAGCACAUUGUGCUACAGCCGACCCAUGCAUCUCAGCACCGAGCGGCGGCCGCGGGAAGCAUGUCGCCGGACAUGGAGCGGGGCGCUUUCACGCUGGGUGGCGACGAUGACGACGACGAUGACAAUGAUAACUCCCCAACCAAGCGCUUCCGCGAUUGA
Molecule: messenger RNA, 1791 nt
Organism: Malassezia pachydermatis
Lineage: Eukaryota; Fungi; Basidiomycota; Malasseziomycetes; Malasseziales; Malasseziaceae
Product: alpha beta-hydrolase
Exons: 4
Coding region: 1-1791 (596 amino acids)
Biological process (GO): proteolysis; apoptotic process
Cellular component (GO): trans-Golgi network
Molecular function (GO): serine-type carboxypeptidase activity
Source: RefSeq, a predicted model, not a curated record